AUGGAACAGAGUGUGUACCUACACUCCUUAUCCGCUGAAGCGAGUCAGGAUGGUGUGAAUCAAUUAGCCAUAGAAGAGGAAGGACAUGAUCAAGAAGAUGAUGCUGAUAUUGAUUCAUACCACCACAAAGGUCAGGUUGCUGCGGAACAUAUAGUACGCACAUGCAGUGGUUAUAACGCACAUUUGAAAGAAAUAGGACCAACACAGGAUGUAUGUAGUCAGAAUCUUUCAGCGAAACAAGAUGAACAUAUUGACGCUGAACUGUCUAUUUUUGUGUCAAAAGUACUUGCCGAAAUAGGGAUUACAGAAGAACUGGUAGAAGCACGAAGAAACACAUGGCUGGAAAUAGAAAGCAUAAAUACUGUCCACUUGCGCCUUGAAGAUGAUAAUGUGACAUGGUACCAUUUUGACAGUCAAUCUGAGAGGACGACCACUUUGGGGUUAAAUUCAGAUGCAGACAUCUUGGUUUCAGAGAAUGACAACAGGGUUAUUCUGGAAACUGUUGAAUCGAAGCAAUGGUUCAAUAAUCUAUUGGUACAUAAACAUAACGACACUUCCCCAGGGUACUGCAAUCUGUUAGCCAUGAACAAUAAAGAACCCAUUCUAAUGACCGAAGUUGAUAACAAUGAAAUGUACGAGCAAGGUAAAGAUGGUAAAGUGUAUCUUAAAAGCGAAUUCCUGCAGUAUCCUGUCGAUAUAGUUGACGAGGUCCAUGGCCCAGCCCUAAAUCGAAUGAGUACAAAACGAGGAAUCGAUGAGGACUAUGUAUUUGCAUGUUAUUGUUCCAACCUUCCAAAAGAGGCAAUGGACUGGAUAGACAGAACAAAAGAUAAACCGUGGCCUAAGGACCCUGUGCGGAAACGCGUUAUUGAAAGCGGUUGCUUUUUAGUUGCAGUCGGACAUAAACAAGGCAAAGAUUUAAGGACUGAUUUCAGAAUGUCUACCACAUUAGGAGAACGGAAACUGAUGUUUGACAUGAACAUUUCACAACUACAGUGUUUGGUUCUGAUGAAAAUGCUCAUUAAGACAAUUGUAAACAAACAAUAUAAGGACGCUAUUAAGAGUUUCUACUGUAAAACAGCAUUGUUUUUUGUAACAGAGCAAUACGGGAAAGACAUGUUUAGAGAAGAUAGAAUUUUGGAAUGUACACGCAAAUGUUUACACUGGAUCUACAAAAGCCUCGUAAAUGGAUACAAUCCCCAUUAUAUGAUGAGCAGUCUUGAUAUGUUUGAAGGUAGAUUAGAUGCAACCCUUAGGGAAAAGGUUGGAGAAUGUAUCAACGAUAUUAUUAAUAAUCCUAUUUUAGCCAUACUGAUAAUAGAGUUUGAUGAGUUUGGGAGAAGAUUAUACAAUAGCAUUAGAAAUUCUGAACAUUAUAUCUCUGAAACACAGGAAAUAAUCCGUUCAAACAUUGGGAACUUUCUUUAUAAAGCUUACGUUUUGAGUCUUAAGGGGCCAUCUUUAUACGAUGAUCCAUGGAAUUGCGAUCUAGAACGUGAAAUCGAGUUAAACAAGGCAAAAUUGUCGCGUUGUGAAAUAUUACACCAACAAGGAGAUAUUUUCAUUCAAAAGGAAACCGAACGAUAUAGAUAAUUUUUGCAAGCUAACUUAGGCAUGCUAAUGGCAGCUGAUUCUAUUCAGAAAAAAAUCAAACUGUCUAAUUCUGUUUUGUUAAGAUUAAAAGACGGUACGUGUGCCGACGCUGUUUCAGGAAGGCUGAAGUACGCUACCGUUUUGGUUUGCGUAGGUGACAUAACUGGAGCAAGUGGACUUUUGAGAGAAGUAGAAACAGCCCACAGCGACAUCGCUGUGGAAUCAGUGUGUAACUGUUCAGGAGAAGUCGAGUAUGUACCGAAAACUGGUUUUGGAGACGAUGUAUUGGCGUUAAUAAAUACAGGUGCUUUAUAUGCAAAUACCUGCAAUUGCUUACUUUUUGUUGAAACUCUUAAACCAUGUUUUCCUCGUGGAUGGCUUGAUGCUGUAUUCCGACCAAUUGACCAACGGUCAGAUAUAGAUGACCUUAUAGAGUAUGUGAGCUUGGAUCCCAAGCCAUAUUUCCAUUUCGUGGAACUGAUGUUACACAAGGAAUUAAACAAUCAAUCCAAAGCACUGACAGCAUUCCAGGAGCUCGAGAAAUGUGUUUCAGAGGAACCAUUGUUUCACAAGGAUACGGCGCUGGUCCUACUUAGCCAUUCUUUAGAAAUGGACGGACAAGUUGAAAAGGCAAAGAUUAUAUAUGAUGAGGCAUGUUGCCUAAGAAAACGCAAAAGAGGGUAUACGAGCUCACAUGUGAGAUAUAACAGUAAACAAGUAUAAAGCAAAUUAACAAUUUCACAAAUAAACAAGUCUUUUGUAAUAAA
Messenger RNA from Dreissena polymorpha, 2360 nucleotides. RefSeq lists its product as uncharacterized. Lineage: Eukaryota; Metazoa; Mollusca; Bivalvia; Myida; Dreissenidae. The transcript is spliced from 3 exons. The record is from RefSeq and is a predicted model, not a curated record. The coding region runs from base 1 to 1593 and encodes 530 amino acids.